CACUUGCAUCCUUGGUAAAACCCUAGCUAAUCGCCGUCGACCAACCCCAAGGACAUCUCUCCGCCGCUGCCGUCAACAUGCAGAACAAAGAGGGACAAAACAUGGAUCUCUACAUCCCCAGGAAAUGUUCCGCCACAAAUAGACUCAUCACCUUGAAGGAUCACGCCUUGACAAGCUGUCCAUUUUUUAUACCUAGGAUGGAAUUCGCAUUGGUUGCGGUGAGAUAAGGCAGAAAAGGAGACCCCAAAAUGGGAAUCGAAACUGGAAUCGAGUGGUCAACGAGGUCAGAGAGCGACGGCAAAGUCGAUGAUGACGGACGGAUGGAGGCUUCAUCGUCGUCGGUGAGAGGAGAGAGUGGAGAGGAAAUUCCUUCUGAAAUUGAAAUUCAUGGGUUCUGGAUACUAUACAGGGCUAAGCAAGAUGGUCCUGUAGUUUUGGGCUGGAGACAUCCUUGGGAGGGACAUGAUGACCAUGGUCAUGGAAGUGAACAUUAGGAUCUCUGUUGAUGCCUCCGAGGAAACAUUAUCAUGGUCCAAAUGGGCAACUGUCAUUUAGAAUUUCUUUCAUCAAUCUUCUUCUGUUUCAAUAAAGUGAUUGUAAUGAGCAUAAAUUCAUGAAGUACAUGUCAGUGUUAACUGUGGACUUUCUCUUGUUUUCUUUCCUUUUAAGAAAGUUUGUAAGCAUGCACUCUUUCAAUCUAUGAAUGUGUUUCUGUGCAUAUCUACCUUCAUCUUUUGUUUUUAACACUGGAGUUGAAGGUAAAUAAAGCAUCAAUGAAUUC
Rubroshorea leprosula is the source of this 781-nucleotide messenger RNA. NCBI's taxonomy places the organism in Eukaryota, Viridiplantae, Streptophyta, Magnoliopsida, Malvales, Dipterocarpaceae. The record is from the annotation of a GenBank genome assembly.